AACAAUUUCUAAACGUCAAUAGAUGAAGAUCGUUGUGCGCAUAUUUUCUACCAUUGUGAAAUUUUUCAAUCAUUGUCAAUUCCUAGAUCAUUUGAUAAUAUAUGGUGCAUCAAUUUAAGAAUAAAGUGAUAAGUAGUUUCGUCGCUUUUACAAGAUGAUAGCUCGCGCUUUGUUUCUUCUGGCCUGGAUCACGUGGUCUUGUGUAGAGCUCAAACCGUUGCAGUCCCAGAAACUUCUCGUUGUUCUUUUGGAUGGUGUCAGGUGGGACUACGUGGACAAGUUUGACAUGAAGAGUUUGAAGCGCAUUCAUACACUUGGUGCAAGAGCUGGCUACAUGAAAAGUGACUACCCUACCCUCUCCUUCCCGAACUACUACACUAUUAUGACAGGUCUUCACACAGAAAGCCACGGUAUAACAGGCAACUUCAUGUAUGAUGACGUCAAACACGAGGCUUUCCUCAAUGGCAUCAACAAAGACUCCUUCAAGGCCCACUGGUGGGACGGUGGGGAGCCUCUAUGGGUUACAGCUGUUUUACAGAAGAAAAGCAGCUACAUGUUCUAUUGGCCGGGGUGUGAGGUGACCAUCAGGGGCGUCACCCCAACCUACUGUCGUAACUUUACAUACGAGCAGACGUUGGAAGACUUCCAGGAUGCUCUAGACGAGAGCCUGCAACUGCUGACCACUGGAACAACGGACUUGGCAGUCGUGUACUAUCUACCAACGGAUUCUAUCGCCCACCAGUAUGGCGUCGAGUCAUCACAAUUAGCACAGACUCUUCGUGACGCAGAUGGAGCGAUGGGUGACGUCAUCGAUUACAUCAUCAGAUACAAACAGUUUCAGAUCAACCUGUUGGUGGUGUCAGACCAUGGCAUGACACCUGUGGACACGUCUAGAACCAUUGACCUCACACCUGUCUUAACCAGCGAGCCGAACCUGUACACGAUCAUCGUAGAGGCUGGGGCUGUGACCAACAUUUUCUCCCCCACCCCAGCUGCUGUGGAUAAGGUGUACACCCUACUAAAGACGUUUAGCCCUCACAUGAAAGUCUACAAAAAGUCGGACAUUCCCAGCAGGUUUUUCUACAAGCAUGGAAAGCAUGUCUCCCCUCUCACAUGUGUGGCUGACCUGGGAUGGACCAUAAUUCAUCCUUUCUCCGGUUUCCCAACGAAGAAGAACUCCACAUUUGUCGCCAGCCACGGGUACGACAACAAUCAAGCAGACAUGAGGGGAAUAUUUUAUGCUGUUGGACCAAGUUUCAAACCCCAGUCAACCGUGGACUACAUCAAUGCUGUCGACCCCUACAACAUCAUGUGUUCCAUUCUCGGACUCCGCCCCGCCCCAAAUAAUGGGUCAUCACUCAAGAUUAACCGACUCUUGAAAAAAUCAAAACCUUGACGCUAGAAUAGAUUUUCUUCUGACGAAUAUCAGUCAAUGUGUGGUAUCGUAGUGUGGUAUCGUCGUGUGGUAUCGUGAUUGGUAUCGUGAAACAGGAACAGAACAAUAAAUCUUGAAC
This is a messenger RNA of Physella acuta, 1514 nucleotides long. RefSeq names its product glycerophosphocholine cholinephosphodiesterase ENPP6. The record is from RefSeq and is a predicted model, not a curated record. Lineage: Eukaryota; Metazoa; Mollusca; Gastropoda; Physidae.